Messenger RNA from Astyanax mexicanus (Mexican tetra), 5331 nucleotides. It is a transcript of the gene swt1, whose product is annotated as SWT1 RNA endoribonuclease homolog. Bases 167 to 3088 code for a protein of 973 amino acids. The transcript has 19 exons. Gene Ontology annotation, cellular component: nucleus. NCBI's taxonomy places the organism in Eukaryota, Metazoa, Chordata, Actinopteri, Characiformes, Acestrorhamphidae. The record is from RefSeq and is a predicted model, not a curated record.
GUUGAGCUGAAGCACUUCCUGUGGGCUGAGUGUGGAGAAGAGCUACAGCGCUGCUGUGUGAGACUGAGGGGCUGUGGUGAUCCGAGUGUCUCUCUCUGAAAACUGUUCACCACAGGACCGGACUGAGAGUGACCGGGGGCCGGGAUCAGGGCUGCUGACAACCAAAAUGCCCAAAGAAAGAGCUAAAACAAAAAAACACAAGAAGGAAAAGAAAAGAUCGUCCACACCCCGCCGUGAGGAUCCAGUGAAGCAUAGAGAUGACCACAGCACUCCUGGUGAUCCCAAAGAUAGAAACUCACACAAGUAUGUGGCCAGAAGAAAAAGUAAAGAUUAUUCACCAUAUUCGUCAGAAGACCACAAAAAAAAGAAACAUGAAAAAUCAGAUGGGCAAAAGAAGCAGACAAUAUGCAAAGAAAGCAGAGCAUCUCAGGGCGGUGAUCACAGAGCAUUUUGUGGCUCAGUGAAACGAUCCUCUUCAGGGCAUUAUGUCCUCAGUCCAGGUAAAAGCUCAGGUGGCCACACUUCAUCCAAAUCUGAUCACAGUGUCUCGUCCAAAAAGCUGGAGGAGCAGAAUAAGAGGCUGGUUAAGAAAAGGUCGACACCACUGGAGCCCAAGCAGAGAACACCUGAGGCUGCUGUUCGCUCUGAGGAGAAGAGCAAAAAGCGAGAAAAGAGGAUUUCCUCAACAGAUGAGGAUUAUCAAGCAGCAAAGAUGCGAAGCAUCAAAGAAGGACGGGUUGAUAUUGAUGAGAUCUGCCGAAAGUCUAAGGAGUUGAGUCAGCAGAGAAGGAAGCAGGUGGAGAAGAGAUCCGAAGAGGCUUUGCCAGUAGAGAAAUGCUGUGGUGAUAAGAGAGAAAGCAGCCGUUCCAAAGAGGGUUUAUCCUCCGUCAAAAAUGUGCCAUCUGCUGUUAUACCUAAAGUUACACAACAUGUCAGUCCCAAACAGCAGGAUAAUGACAGAAAAAGACGACUCUCUGAGGCUACAAGUUGUCCAACCUCAGAAGAAAAGCGGUUAUCACAUCUUCCUCCUCCACUCACUUUCAAGAUCCCAAAGAAACCCAGUGUUCUAAAAGCUCAGACCAACACAGACAUUUGGGACAGUAUUGAUAAAACUCCUGCUGUCUGCAAAAAGACCCCUGCCCCUGUUUCUGUUACCACAAGAUUAUCAUCAUCAUCAUCAUCAUCAUCAUCUACACUUGCUUCCACAGCUCACAAUAAACUGAAACCCUUACCUUUGCUCUCCCGCUCUCGUAAACCCUUUUCUUCACCUAAGGUCCAGCUGCCACAUUCUAGUCCGGUGAGGGACUCGAGCUCACCAAGCAACACUCCAACAGAUCAUGUCCAGCUGCCACAUUCUAGUCCGGUGAGGGACUCGAGCUCACCAAGCAACACUCCAACAGAUCAUGCUGCUUGUCAAGGUACAUCAGCAGAGUGCACUCAAAUGUAUGACAAUGACCAAGAGAUGCAGCUGGUUGAAGAGCUACAUCUGGCCCGCUUUGACCUGCGACUCCAGGUGAAUGUGGGCUAUGGAGAGCUUACCUGCAUGGAUGUGGACCCGCCCGAGGAGGGCAGCACCAUUUCACUUAGUGAGGGGCAGCACCAGCAGAAUGUCCUAAUUGUAUUGGACACCAAUAUUCUCAUUAGCCACCUGGACUUUGUAAAGAAGAUGCACUCAGAUGGACUUGGAGCUCUAGGCUAUCCCACUCUGCUUGUACCUUGGGUGGUUCUUCAGGAGCUGGAUUCGCUAAAGAAUGGGAAGCUGUCCGAGGAAGUAAAGUUAAAAGCCAGAGCACCUGUCCAUUAUAUCUACUGCUGCCUGAAGAGCCAGGUACCUCGUCUCUGGGGCCAGUCCAUGCAGCAAGCCUCCCAAAUUUUACGUGGACCGGGUAUAAUGAAUAAUGAUGACCGAGUGCUGCAAUGCUGUCUGCAGUACCAGGAGUUGUAUCCAGAGGGCACGCUCAUUCUCUGCACUAAUGAUAAGAACCUGUGCAGUAAAGCGCUGCUGAGUGGUGUCAAGGCCCUGAGUAAAGCAGAUCUAGUUGAGGAGGCAAAUGCAAACCCUGGACUGUUAAAUCGCCGCUGUAGCCAACACACUGCCCGUCUGUCUGCAGGGCGCACCAGUGAAGAGCAGAAGAGAAAGCAGUGUAAGGACGAGGAGGUUUCAGAGCAGGAACUGUGCGAGUGUGUGUCUGUGCUGGAGAGCAACCUGCAGACUGCUCUGUCUGCUGUGCUGGAGGAAGAAAUGAAGGCUGCAUAUGAAGAACUAUGGUUGGAGAUUGUGUAUUUGAAACCUCCCUGGACGUUAAAGUCUGUCCUGCAGUGUUUUCAGAAGCACUGGAUAGCUGUGUUUGGCAGCAUCAUCCAGAGAAAUCUGCUGAGAAGUGUGGAGACGCUCAGCAGCUGUCUUUGCACAGGUGCGCCAGUGGAGCAAAAGUCUGUUUUGACUGCAUUGCAUGGGGCUGAGGAGCUGCUGAAUGCAUUUAGCAGCAGGUCUCAGUACAGUGGCCACCUGACCUCUGCUCUCUCCUGCAUCCAGAAUGUACGACACAAGCUUCUAGGCCAGCCUCAGAAAACUCCAGUGGAGGACACGAGUGAUGAAGACACCCUGAUGGCUGAGGCAGUGGAGGAUAUAUCACCAUCAUCCCAGAUGUCUCAUCAGGAAGUGUGGGCUUUUUUUGAGAGCCUCUGGAACAACUUGUGUCACAUCAGCUCGGCUGUGUUCUCGGCACUACACUACUCUCCGGGCUCAGCGGAGACAGUGCAGCCAUUCUCCACACCGCCACCUCAGGACGCCCUUGACUAUCUUCACAAGCUCUCUGCUGCUACCAGACAGCUGCUGGAGGCCUUCCAGAGGUUACUCUCUGUGACCAGCAAUGUCGGGGACGCUCAGGCCUUGCUCACUGUGAUUUUCGAUAAUAAGAUUGCCACUGUGGAACCUCAGUUCAGUGCCAAGGACCUCUUUGAAUGCCUGUCCCAACCAGACUACAGGGAAAAGCUGUGUGUGGGAGGAGCCCAGCUGAUGGAGCUAAGAACAAAUCUGGAUUGCUGUGCUGCUGCUGUGUGUGGUCGGAGUGGAAGCAAUACCUAAACCUGGGAUUUAAAAACAUCCAAACUACACUGACUUACUGACUAUACCAAAUAUAAUAAAUGGACAUUAAUGACAUUAAUAGAUAGUGGGUGCAGAGAUGUGACCAUAGCCAAAAUGUCUCCUUAUUGGAGCUACUCUGGACCACCAGACUAACCUCAGUCUGAACACUAAAUCAUAUACUCUUUUAAAUUAGGGAGUUGUUCAUGCAGCUUGACCUUUUCUAGUCAGUUGGAUUUCUCUUUGAUUUUCUCUUCAAGAAGCUGAAUGUAGGCAUUAUUAGUUUCAUGCCGUAAGUUCCAUAUGAGUAACAAAUUUUUUAUUGAGAAAACAUGCAAGAAUCAUAUUCUCACUGUACCUUGGUUCUGCCUCUUUCGAAACCUGUUUCUGACCAGUUUAGAUUUGGUUUUGGUUUUACUUUAAAAAAUCUGAAAAAAAAGAUGCACUUCUGUUUACACUUGAAUACCGAAUAGUAUUGAGCUGAGCUUCUGUUGUAGAUAGUGGUAUUUUUUAUGUUGAUCCAAUAUGUAAAUAACUUAUCUGUCUGAGAACUGAAAAGCUACCUCCAAACGAUAUGUUUACUAAUAAUACAGCAUAGAUCGUAAGAACCAGCUAAACUCUUAAGUUUCUUUAGCAAUACCGUAGAAGAACCACUUUUGCUUCCAGAAGGAACAAUUAUGUUUAAUAGAGAUGUAUAGUUAAUAGUGAACCUAUUAAAAUGAAAGAAACUUUAUAUAAUGUAUUUUUUUUACACAAAUAUAAAGGUUUCUCGCUCACAAACCUUCAAAAUGGUUCUUCUAUAGCAUUACUUAAAGAAACUUUAAUGUAGCUUCAUACAGCAGGCAUUUUCCAGUCAUAUUUGCAAUUAUUGGGUGAAUCUCUUUCAUAUGCUGUGCAAUACUGAAAGUGACUCCAAAUUAAAAGACCUGAUGUUUUCUUAGUUAUCUUUGGAUUCGUUCCUGGUUGAUGGUAUCUAGUCCUCACAGACUCUUUAGAAAGAGUGUUCCAUGUGCUCUUUUCAGUGUAGAGUUCAGCCGUUAACACUGUGGGUUGUUUAAAAACACUGAAGCCACUGGGCACUUUGAUGCUGCUAAUUGGUGCUGUAGUGCCUUGCAGAUUUGACAUUUUUUAUUUACAUUUUAGUUUUUUUACCUUUUCUGGUCAGGCCAGUGAUCAUAAUGCAGUGAACCGAGCAGACACAUUAGCUCAUAACUAACUGCCCUCCUCAUCAGAUGACAUCAUCAGAUGGUGUUCGGAUGGUGAUGUAAUGAUGCCCACAGGGGUCGUUCAUUUCAGGGAUGUCAAUAAUUAAUACGCAGACUUGCGUCAUUGGGCUUUUCUUUCUCUUCCACUCUCUUGCUCACUCGUUUGCUCACUUGUGUGCAUUCUCUCCCUUGUUUUCUCUCUCACACGUGUGCAUGCAUUCUCUCUUUCUCUUUCUCUCUCUGUCUCCCUGUCCCCUGCACAAUCUGUCAUUCUUUCUCUCUUUCUCGACCAUUCACUCUUUCACUUGGACCCUUUUCUUUUUUGCUUCAUUGCAAUCUUACUUUCUCUCACACACUUUUUUUUUUCUCCUCUCCUGUCACUCCUUCUCUCACUCUCAUGCUGUUUCUUCCUUGUGCCGUGUCAGCUUCACCGGUGCUCACUCUCUCACGUGUUCUCUCUCUCUAUAUAGGUCUCUUUUACUCUCUGGCACUUUUGCUCUCUCGCUCUGUCUCUUUCUCUCUUGCUUGCUUUCUCUCUCUCUCUCUCUCUCUCUCUAUAUAUAUAUAUAUAUAUAUAUAUAUAUUUCUCUCUUUUGCUUGCUGCUCGUUCACUCGCUUUCUCUUUCUCUCUUUCCCUUGCUGCUUGUUCUCUCUCUCUCUCUCUCUCUCUCUCUCUCUCUCUGUAGCUGCUUGUUCACUCUCACGCUCUCAUUCUCUCUUUUGCUGCUUGUUCACUCUCUCGUUCUCUCUCUCUUAGGUCAGUGAAUUUGGUCAGGCUUCUGAUCAGGCCAUCAAACAUCAGAAGCAUGUGACAGUCACCCAUGUGUACAGAAAGUACAUCAGAUGGAAAAUUGCUCAAUGAAAAUGUUCAGUGGGUGUGAAUAUGGACGAGCUAUGCAGUCAUUUCUGUAAAUGUUUUCAACAGGGUUUUUAUUUGAAAUUUUAUACAGUAAAAAGCGUUUUGUAUUUGUGGGAAAAAAACAGUUGUAAAUAAUAUAUUUCUGUUGGUGUAUUUGCUUUCAAUUAAACUUUUUGACUUUU